Messenger RNA from Chondrus crispus (carragheen), 495 nucleotides. RefSeq lists its product as hypothetical. The record is from RefSeq and is a predicted model, not a curated record. The transcript has a single exon. Lineage: Eukaryota; Rhodophyta; Florideophyceae; Gigartinales; Gigartinaceae. Bases 1 to 495 code for a protein of 164 amino acids.
AUGGUGGAGACCGAGGGCGCCACGGAGGACCUGGGAGCGGAUAAGAAUCGGGAGGACGAGCGCAUGCCCGAGUCGGAGGCCGUGCGCAUUUUGGUGGCCCGCAUACGCGAGCUGGAGGCUUCGUUUCGCGAGUUUGAGCGCGAGACCGUCGCGGCGCGCAAGGAGCUAAUUCAGAGGUUGGAGAUGAGCGGCUUGGAGCGGCGCGGGCUGGAGCAGAGGCAUGAGGCCCUGUCCAGGGAGCUGGAUGAGAAUCACAAGCGCGGCGUGAUUACCGAGCAGUACUUGGACGCGAUGCGGAGGGAUCUUGGCAAGGCUAUCGGUAAUCAGCAGUCCAAGAUCACGUUUAUCGUCAGAUCGACGCUCAACAAUAUGCUGUACUACGUGCUCGCUUAUUUGGUGCCGGUGGUUGCGUUUUUGAUCCGCGGACUUCGCGAUAUGUCCAACGCAGUCAAGCGCAAGAUGGUGCGCGCGCGCCCGUCCCCGCAUGUCGACUGA